Molecule: messenger RNA, 357 nt
Organism: Apus apus (common swift)
Lineage: Eukaryota; Metazoa; Chordata; Aves; Apodiformes; Apodidae
Gene: ELOB
Product: elongin B
Biological process (GO): transcription elongation by RNA polymerase II
Cellular component (GO): VCB complex; elongin complex
Molecular function (GO): protein binding
Source: RefSeq, a predicted model, not a curated record
AUGGAGGUCUACUUGAUUACUUGCUGUCACAAGACAACAAUCUUCAUUAAGGCCAAAGAGACAACAACUGUGCAUGAGCUGAAAAAGAUGGUGGAGGGAAUACUGAAGACACCAGAGGAGCAGCAAGUCUACAGAGAUGACCAGCUGCUGGAUAAUGAUUACAGGUCUUUGUUAUACUGUGGCUUACGCCAAAGCUUCCUCCCUUAUGUUCCUGCCAUGGUGGGCUUGACUUUAUUUAAACCUGGCAAUAUCACCUUUGAACUGUUGUGUAGACCCUUCUCAAGCAGCCCAGAGCUACCUAAUAUUAUAAAGUCACAGGAGUCUGGUAGCCAUUCUUGUGAGCAAACCUUGCACUAA